AGUUUAAUUAUUUCUUUUUGACAUUAUUCCCAAAUCGAAAUCACUAAUUUUUGUGUUAUCAUUUUAAUUAUUUAAAGAUUGAUAAGUUAUGAAUAGUAAAGAAGGAACUACAACAUGGCUUUGAAAAAGGUUAAAGGUAACUUCGAAAGAAUGUUUGACAAAAAUCUUACGGACCUAGUUCGUGGGAUCCGAAAUAACAAAGAUAAUGAGGCAAAGUACAUAGCGCAAUGCAUGGAAGAAAUUAAGGUAGAGUUGCGACAAGACAAUAUCGGAGUGAAAGCUAAUGCAGUCGCAAAACUAACAUAUCUACAAAUGUUAGGAUAUGAUACAUCCUGGGCAAUAUUUAAUACCAUAGAAGUGAUGAGUUCUAAUAAGUUCACUUAUAAACGCAUUGGAUACCUUGCUGCUAGUCAGUCAUUCCAUGCAGAUUCUGAAUUGCUAAUGCUAACUACUAAUAUGAUUAGAAAAGACCUGAAUGCUCAAAACCAGUAUGAAGCAGGCUUGGCUCUAAGUGGACUUAGCUGUUUUAUAUCGCAUGACUUAGCAAGAGAUUUAGCAAAUGAUAUUAUGACUCUGAUGAGCUCAACUAAACCAUACCUUAGAAUGAAAGCUGUGUUAAUGAUGUACAAGGUAUUUUUGAGAUAUCCUGAAGCACUACGCCCAGCAUUUCCCAAGUUAAAAGAAAAACUAGAGGACCCAGACCCUGGUGUUCAAUCAGCAGCAGUGAAUGUUGUUUGUGAACUGGCCAGAAAGAACCCCAAGAACUAUCUUUCAUUAGCUCCAGUGUUUUUUAAAUUAAUGACUACAUCAACUAACAAUUGGAUGUUAAUCAAGAUCAUCAAAUUGUUUGGUGCCUUAACCCCAUUAGAGCCCCGUCUUGGCAAGAAACUGGUAGAACCAUUAACUAAUUUAAUACAUAGUACAUCGGCAAUGUCGCUGCUGUAUGAGUGUGUCAACACUGUGAUCGCAGUGCUGAUCAGCAUCAGCAGCGGUAUGCCCGACCACGCCGCUUCCGUGCAGCUGUGUGUACAGAAACUAAGAAUACUCAUCGAGGACAGUGAUCAGAAUCUGAAGUACCUGGGUUUGUUGGCGAUGUCGCGUAUACUGAAAUCGCACCCAAAGUCAGUGCAGGCUCACAAAGACUUGGUGCUUGCGUGUCUCGACGACAAGGACGAAUCCAUAAGACUGAGGGCGUUAGGCCUUUUGUAUGGAAUGGUGUCAAAGAAGAAUUUAAUGGAGAUAGUAAAAAAGUUGAUGGUACACAUGGAGCGCGCGGAAGGUACGCUGUACCGUGACGAGUUGCUCACGCGCAUGAUAGAGAUCUGCGCGCAGAACAACUACCAGCACGUCGUCGACUUCGAGUGGUACAUUACCGUGCUUGCCGAGCUCACGGAGAUGGAGACCAGCUCCAAACAUGGUUGCAUGAUAGCGGCGCAGCUGACAGAAGUGGGCGCGCGUGUGGCGGAAACGCGUGCGUUCGCGGCGCGCGAAUGUGCCGCACUGUGCGCUCGCGGGGCCGCAGAGGCGCCGCGGGCAGCAAGCCGCGAGGUUCUCUAUGCCGCCGCCUAUGUGCUCAGCGAGUACUGCACUGAAGAAGACGUGAUGCGUGAGUCGAUAUCGCCUCUCGCGUUGUGUGCGGGCACGGGCGCGAGCGGUGCGUACAUGCGCGCACGCGCCGUAUGCGUGCACGCUGCGCUUAAACUCGCCGCCAAGCUACUGCUCUUGUAUGAACAACGCAACGACCUGCCUUCCGCGCUUGAGGUAUUACGCGAGACACUAGCGGGCAUGCAACCAUUGUUAUGUAGUGAAGACAUGGAGGUACAAGAGCGAGCUCAUAACGCGACCGCUCUGCUGUCGCUCAUACUGCGUAAACUCAACCCCACCGACCCAGCACUGAUUGACUCCGAGCCUGUGCAGAAUGACGUUACCGAUAUACUUGUACAACAUGAACAAAGCAAUGGAUUCGACAAAGACAUCGCAGAUGAAAUAAAUGGAGAAGAAGUGAGCCCCAGUUUUAGCGGUGGACUGAUUGAGGAGUUUGCCAGCCUUUUCGAAGGCGAACUUAAACCAGUAGCGCCGAAAGCUCAGAAGAAAGUACCUAUGCCGCCCGACCUUGACUUGAACCGGUGGCUAUCGCACGAUGUCUGCUCGUCCGAGAGCUCGAGCUCUGAGGGCGAGGACGAGAAUGGAGCACUAUUCACCGCGCCACAACCGGAUGCAGUGCCCAUCCAACAGUUUACUCCUGAUGAGCUAGCUAUGUUGCGCGAGGCUCGUCGUCAAGAGCAGGCCAACAAUCCCCACUAUCUGAAGGACGACUCGCCGCGCUCCUACCAACAGGACGACGUGCAGGUCGCUGAGAUAGCGCUCGAAGUGCCCCUACUAGUGCAAACUAAAAGAUCUGAUAAGUACUUGAGUAGAAGAGAAAGUUCAAAGAAGGCCAAGAAGGAUAAACGGCCUACAAAGAAACGGAAGAACAAAGUUGAAAGACAUUCCACAGAUUCGGAAAGUGACGAGGGCGCAAGAGGGGAGCGGCCGGCGGUGGCGGAAGGGGGGGAGCUGCCCGACGGCGCCUCGCUGUCCGACGACGAGCCACCACCGCGUGACGACCCGCACCGAGCGCUGGACCUAGACCUGGACGUGCCAUUACGUGAAGAGGAAUUACUGACAUCUAGAGUACAGCAGUAUCCCUCGCCGGAAACCGGUUUAUUAAUUAAGAAAAAAGAAUCAUCUAAGAAAAACAAGUCCACAGAAAAGAGGCGUUCUGAAAAAACUGGCCAUAAGAAGAAAGUUAAGAGUUCCAAACGCAGUAAAGGUGUAGAUUUAAUGCUGCCGGAAUUGUUAGAUAAUGAUUUAGGUGAUAAUUUGCUACUAGAAACCGAAGAAAAGAAUCAUUCUCAAAGUAACAUUAUAAUAGAUGAGCCUGAAAGUCAACGGGAGAAACUUAAGACUGAAAAACAUAAGAAGUCGAAGAAAGAUACUAAGAGCAAGGAUUCAAAGAAAAAGAAAACUUCGAAAAAAGAUAAGUAUGAAACGAAACUCGGCUAUGAAGAAGCAUUAGGUAUUUCCACGCCUAGCAAGGAAGUUGUGUAGUGUACGGCAAAAUAACGAAGUUUUACCGAUCUACGGAAUCCUUGUCUCACAGUCUCAGUGCAAUUGUUUGUUUGAACAAUUAGUUAUAGUUAGUCGUAUAUAGAGUGAGAUUUUGAGAUUGGCAACGUUAGGCUGGUAUAAUAACCUUAGGUAGGAAGAUUUAGAAAAACCAUUUAGUUUGCUGUCAACGUAAUAAACCCAUAAUCAGCGCUCUACAGGGCACGGGUCUCCUCUCAGAAUGAGAAGGGUUUAACCGUAGUCCAACAAACUGGCAACGUAUCGAUUUUUAGACUUCACACACCUUUGAGAACAUUAUGGAGAACUCUCAGCCAUGCAGGUUAGAAGUGCGGGCUGGGGAAUGAACUCGGAAAUGGAAGCCAAAGUCUUAACCACUAGGGCAUCACCACUCGUUUGCUAUAUAUAUGCUGCGAAAACCAGACAAAUCUUUACGUUGUACAUUAGUUUCUAUAACACGGUACAUAUCUACAGAUAUUACGCUCUCUACCCUACUUUUUCUCCGUCACCGGAGCAUCCUUAUGCCUUGAUUACACUUUGUUGUUAUUCGGGUGUUUAAAUGACUUCAUUUAAAAAGGCACCUGAUGAAUUUAUUGCACUAGUAUAUACUGUAUAUGCAUAGGAAAACGGUACGGUGUUAAUCCCAUGUCAUAUACCAUUUGGUUCUAUCCAUAGUACGAUCAAGUGUAAUCGCGGCAUUAGGAUAUAUUGAUUAGCGACGUUUUUGAUUGUAGCAAAUUAAGAUAAAAUAUUGUUUAUGUACUUUUGAAAACUAACUGAAUUUUUCUCCAAACAAAAUAACACUCAAAAUCUCACCCUAUAUAAAAUAUAUUACAGACGAUGUUUUCAUUCAUCUUUAAGUGAAACAUGUCCAUUUAUA
Messenger RNA from Pararge aegeria (speckled wood butterfly), 3985 nucleotides. RefSeq names its product AP-3 complex subunit delta (gene garnet). Gene Ontology annotation, cellular component: membrane coat; AP-3 adaptor complex; endosome membrane. The coding region runs from base 115 to 3090 and encodes 991 amino acids. Gene Ontology annotation, biological process: anterograde synaptic vesicle transport; synaptic vesicle membrane organization; Golgi to vacuole transport. The transcript is spliced from 19 exons. Lineage: Eukaryota; Metazoa; Arthropoda; Insecta; Lepidoptera; Nymphalidae. The record is from RefSeq and is a predicted model, not a curated record.